Gadus morhua (Atlantic cod) is the source of this 4822-nucleotide messenger RNA. Its product is annotated as olfactory receptor 4M1-like. The transcript has a single exon. Gene Ontology annotation, biological process: detection of chemical stimulus involved in sensory perception of smell; G protein-coupled receptor signaling pathway. Bases 2247 to 3254 code for a protein of 335 amino acids. Gene Ontology annotation, molecular function: G protein-coupled receptor activity; odorant binding; olfactory receptor activity. Gene Ontology annotation, cellular component: membrane. The record is from RefSeq and is a predicted model, not a curated record. Lineage: Eukaryota; Metazoa; Chordata; Actinopteri; Gadiformes; Gadidae.
UCCUGACUGUGGCUUCGGAUAGUUUCAGAUGGUUUUUUGAAUGAGUGGACAUUGUGCAUCACUUUGCAAUUACCAUGAAACAGCAAUGUUUGAUUAUGGUUAUGCACAAUAACGAGAACAUCGAAUCAAGCCAGAGAUAAGCAUACGUUAUUUUCCUUUGUAAGAAUCCAUUCGAUAAUGUUGUCACACUUAUAAAUGUCAUUGGAAAAACAAGCACUAUUAGAAGGCCUAACUGUAGGUGCAGCUUUGUCUCAAAGGAUGACAUUGCAUCCAGUUUUGUGAAUUGCGGCUUCCACUUUCGCGCUCCGCACUUGAACAAAAUUCUUGUUUGCAAUUAGUUCCUAAGACCCAAAAUUAAAGGAAAAUAGGCUCAAGGGUCAAAAACCCAGAAGUUGUCCUUUAAGUCCAACUGUAACAGAAGGCUUUCUGGACGUUGAGGAAGGGUGCAUCACUCAAUCAUUGAUCGGAAACAGGGUCUCAGUGAUGACUCUGAAGGAUGAACCCAAACGAUAUAGAGGCAGAUUAUGCCUUACAACAGCUAAUAUUAACCUAGGUUUUAUUGAUAGUUUUGGACAUUAGAUUGGAUUUCAAUCAAUGGACUGGAACAUUAACAAUACCAAAAAAAAUUAAGAUUGGUACCUGUAUAUAUAUGUGUGUCAUGCUACAAUUUGACCUAAAAAAGAAGUGGACAAACACAAAUCUUUGGGGGACGGCACUCUUAAGGUGCAUUCACACUAAAAGCGAAGCCAAUAUUCUACUUGUGUUGCACAAGAAAAAAAAAUAUUGCGCAAAUGAUUCAGCAUCAGGCAUAAUUUGAAGAACAAACACACGAAUGAGCAGAAUCGCGUCAUUCGCGCUAGUAGAAUUUGACAUUGCCUUGACAUUCAAGCCAUUCGCACCGUUGGCUUGUCUGGCAAAAUAUAUGCUUCUAUUCCCAUCUUUGCAUUGACAUUGUAUGUAUCUGUGCCCGCAUUCAUCAACAAGUCAGAAUCCACACUUUGAACUACUCUUUAUUCCAGAGGAAAAAGUCAGUUGUGAUUUUGCUAUUUUUCGGUAACAGGUAUAAACUCAAUGGUUUGUGGAAUAUGAAAAACUGAAGAAUAUUGCGAUCAUCAGAGACGAAUUAAAAUGUUUUUGCAUUGUAUGGCAGAAUGUCAUCUGUAAUCAACUGGAACUCUGUACUGGUAUCGUAAGUCAAUCCCUCUUGACAUUAGGGCCAUCAAGCAGGCUGCAUGUUCAACGACAACUUGCAACAAUCUCAAUGAAAUUGUUAAUAUUAUACAUCAUAUUAUACGUUAUGAACGAUAAUCAAAUAAUCACAAUUUCCAGUUUACUAUUCAACAGUCACUUGUUGCACAGUUUAGGCCUGCUAUAUGAGUAUCUUUGUGUGCAUAAAUAAACACAUUUGUUCUUUCCAUCCAAAAUAACGUAUAAUGUAUUUUAAUUUGAGAUCCACUGAAGUUUAGCUUAGAACAAAGGUGGUUAGGUCUCAUAGUCAUUUUAGUAUGCAUAAUCAACACCGCUAUGUGUUUAAUUCUGUAUCCCUGGGAAUGUAAAUGGCAGCCAGCUGUUCAUACUCACACCAAUAAAAAAAUAAAAACACUCGCUCUUAAGUUUAAAGGAACUGCUCUAAUGUCCAAUACUGUAGGUUUCAAUUGUUUCAAGCCUCACCUGUCAGUCGCUUUGGAUAAAAGCAUCUGUCAAAUGACAUCACUGGAUAUCACUGGGAUAUGUGGAUGAAAUGUAACCUUACCUGCUACCUAUGGCUCACAAAAAUGCUGACAAAUCAACUGACAUGUUAAAAAGUUUAUUGCAACAACAGUGUGCACAGUAUUUCCUGUUGUUGAAUACACCUGGGAAAAAACUCUUGCUAGUAAAUGCUAUGAAGAGGCUCUUGUAGAAAGUAUUGUCUAUUAUUGGAUGGCCAAUGCUACCCUGCUUUUCAAGACAGAGGCCUACGAGGUCAACCCACAUACAUACAUAAAGAGUGACCAAAGCAUUGAUUUAUACAAAUAAAUGAAUUAUGAAUAUACAAGGCUUCCGCAUUUAUACAAAUAUGUAUAACAUAUUAUCAUGUUGACUAAUCAACAUAAACCAUAGAGGUGUUUUUGAGGCUGUCCUCUCCAGGCCCCAUCAUGGAUCCGCCCCUGUCACUGGGACUGUGUUCGGCAUAGUGUGCGAGAGUCAGAUUAACUAGUAUUACUGCCGGCCACAGGGGAAACAUUAAACUCUUACAUAAUGACUGCAUGAGUUUGAAAGCACCAACGACGCCUGACCCACAGUGGAGGACUGAAGAGGAGGCUACUGUAGAUCAUGUCAUGAUCAUGGAUAACACUUCUGACAUAACAAUGUUGACACUUUCAGGGUUGAGCGGGGAGACCACCAACAGAAUGGUUAUUUUCUCCCUCACUCUACUUUGCUACCUUCUGAUUCUGAUGGUUAACAUUUCCCUGGUUCUGACCAUCAUCUUGGACCACAACCUCCACCAACCUAUGUAUAUCUUUGUGUGUAACCUGUGCCUCAAUGCUCUUUAUGGAACUGCCGGUUUCUACCCCAAGUUCCUUCUGGACCUGCUCUACUCUCGCCACGUGAUCUCGUUUGGGGGUUGUGUGGUGCAGAGUCUGGUCAUAUAUUCCUCAGUCUGCAUUGAAUAUUCUAUUCUUGCACUGAUGGCCUAUGACAGGUAUGCUGCAAUAUGCCGACCACUCGAUUAUCACUCUCUUAUGAAAAAGCAGAACGUCUGUCUGCUUACAUGCUUCUCCUGGAUUAUUCCUUAUUUAAUGGUACUUGUUGCUCUGAUAAAAACAUCAACAUUGAAAUUAUGUGGCUCGCACAUAGAUAAACCCUAUUGUGCCAGUUGGUUGAUUGUUAAAAUUGCUUGUUCUCCUGGUCUGACAAACGCUGUUAUAGGUUAUAUUACCAUCAUUGUUUAUUUUUUUCAUUUUGUUUAUAUUUUUAUGUCGUACUUUUAUCUGGUCAGAACAUGUGUGAAGUCGAUAGAGAGCCGAGAAAAAUUCAUGAAGACUUGUUUGCCACAUUUAGUGAUUCUGCUCAAUGUGACCGUUGCUGUGUUGUUUGAUGUGAUGUUUAUGCGAUUUGGCUCAGCAGAUGUGUCGCCAAUGAUUAAAAAUGCAUUAUCACUCGAGUUUCUUAUAAUACCUCCUAUUGUCAACCCACUAAUAUAUGGUAUUAUACUUACCAAAAUUCGUAAUCGAAUAAGGUUUAUUUUGUUUCACAAGAAAGUUACGAGUUAAAUGGUUAAGUGUGUACAUUUUGAAAGUCUUUUUCAAUUGGGUUUCGAUUAGGUUUAUUUUUGCUAAGAGGAAAGGUGAAUUAUGAGUUAAGAAUAUGAGUCUCACUUAUACAUUUAUAUAUUUUACAUUUAUUAUUUUAGUUGAAUAUUUACAAUGGCAAGUUGUUGAAAAUAUCGUAAAAAAUUACAUUAAUUAUAAUGUCUGAUAAUCAUAAAAAUAUGUAUCCUAAAUUGUGAUCAGCAAUAAUUAGCAAUGUUUGUGUGCUCAAAUGCCUUUAUAGGAUUUUCUAUACAUUAUACGCUGUAUAUAUUGGUGCAGCGUCAAUGAACCAUGUCCAUGUAAUGGGUAAAAGUCCAUGUAAUGGGUAAAACCAAAGCAAUUUUCAGAUAUAUAAAAUUAAUUGUAUUGCUUGUUAGUUCGAUAUUGUCUCCAACAUGCCAUUUUUUUUAAUAUUCUUCCAUAAAAUCAUGCGUGUGGUUGAAAAUGAAAUAUUUCAACUUUAAACUACUCUUUAUUGCAGAGGUCAAAAUCAAGAACAGUUGUGAUUAACUAUUUAUCUGUUACAGGUAGAAGCUUGAGGGUUUGUGGCCUAUGACAAACCGAAGAAUAUUCCAAUUAUCAGUGACAGAAUGAAAAAUGUUUUUGCAAAGGUAUCUAUCGUAGUAUGUCACCUGUAAUCAAUUGGAACUUUGUCCUAGUAUCGUAAGUCAAUCCCUCUCGACAUUAGGGCCAUUGAGCAGGCUGCACGUUCAACAACAAUCCCAAUGAAUUUGUUAAUAUUAUAUGUCAUAUUAUAUGUUAGGAACGAUAAUCAUGUUUCAAAUUAUGACAAUUUCCAGUUGACUAUGCAACUGUCACUUGUUGCACAGUUUAGGCCUGCUAGAUGAGUAUCUGUGUAUGUGUAUUAAUAAACACAUUUGUUGUUUCCAUCCAACAUAACACGUAAUGUAUUUUAAUCUGAGAUCAACUGAAGUUUAGUUUAGAACAAAGGCGGUUAGGUCUCAUAGUCAUUUUAGUAUGCAUAAUCAACACCGCUAUGUGUUUAAUUCUGUAGCCCAGGGAAUGUAAAUGACAGCCAGCUGUUUAGACUCACAACAAUAAUAACCCUAUUUUCUAAAGCCACUCUGUCCAGUUGUUACAGCUCUUAAGUUUAAAGGAACUGCUCUAAUGUCCAACACUGUAGGUUUCAAUGGUUAAAGCCUCACCGGCCGGUGGCUUUGGAUAAAAGCAUCUGUCAAAUGACUGAGGGAUACCAAUGGGAUAUUUGGACGAAAUGUAGCCUCACCUGCUAAUUAUAGCUUAGAAAAAUGCUGACGAAUCAACUGACGUGUUAAAAAGUUCAUUUUAGCAGCAGCAUUUCCUGUUGUUGAAUACACCUGGCAAAAAUCUCAUGUUGGUAAAUGUUAUCAAGAGGCUCUUGAAGACAGUUGGCUACGAUUGGAUGGCCAAUGCUACACUAACCUGCUUUUCAAGAUGGAAGCGGAGUGGACCUACGAGGUAAAGCCACCGACAUACAUAAAGAGUGACCAAAAGCAUUGAUUUAUACAAAUAAAUGAAUUAUGAAGAUA